Formica exsecta is the source of this 3324-nucleotide messenger RNA. RefSeq lists its product as uncharacterized. The coding region runs from base 610 to 2856 and encodes 748 amino acids. The record is from RefSeq and is a predicted model, not a curated record. Gene Ontology annotation, biological process: meiotic chromosome segregation. NCBI's taxonomy places the organism in Eukaryota, Metazoa, Arthropoda, Insecta, Hymenoptera, Formicidae. The transcript is spliced from 10 exons. Gene Ontology annotation, cellular component: chromosome, centromeric region; nucleus.
AUUCACUACGGGACCAACAUGGCGGUCAGCAAGCGAGACGCUAUUGUCCCUUCUCUGAUUAUUUAGGACUCUACUAUCGCCUAGCAUUGUGCAAGGGCCUUGAGAGAUAAACAGAUCUUUUAUAUCUAUGGUUUUGUCUUUAGCAUAGUCGCCAACUAUGGCAUAAAAAAUAUCUCUGAACAUCGUGCCGCCAAGUACAGUUUUUCAUUUUCGAGACAACCAACUUCAGAUUUCAAGUUCUCAUGUUUCAACACGUUCUCUUUCUGCUUCUCUUGGAAUGGCGGAACGAUAACGAACGUUACUGGCAAGUUAGUAUGUGAUGAUACAGUGUUCAAAAAUAUAAAUUUAAACAACAUUUACUACAAAUGAAAAUAUUAUAAACAUUUGACUGGACGGAAAUGAGAGAAUAAAAUCUCUAAUCAAUUCUGUAUACGUAAGAAAUUGAGAUGUGUAAUACCAGAGGACAGAUAUAAAAUAUCGAAAUGUGUAAGAUAAAAUUUUCCAGAUAAAUCUAUGAAUCCAAAAACCUAGUUUCUUUGUAUAUAUUAUAUCCUUAUUUCUAUAUAUGCACAUAUUUGUUGCAUAAAAGAAUUAAACAUUAAUUACAAUAUGCCGAAAAUACCGAAAAUUCGGAAAGCUAAAAGGGUCAGUGUGCUUACUAAAAAAGGGCAAUGCCUGGGGAAGCAUUACAAGGAACGAUCAUAUAGACCAUUAUAUGAAAAAUUAAAGAGCAACAAUAACUUCUUGGCUAAGGCACUUUCAAAGGAAAAACAAAACAAUCAAUCAUUAUUUACGCAGAAUGUUCAGCUAAUUGCAGAGAUUCAACAGUUGAACGUAGUAUGCAACACACGAAAUACUGUAAUUGCCAAUGUACAGAAUAACGCAAAAGAAAUAUUGAAAAUGUUACUCACCAUGACUGGUUAUAUAACAAGUACUAUUUCUAUGUGUCAAGAGCUCGCUGUUUCCAAUACUACUGUGAGACUGUCGUCUGCUGCAGAUGGAAGAAAAGAAUCUUCCAAUAGACUGUCGACAAAAUCUCCAGCUAAAGGUGUAGUAAAACCAAUGGUAGGUGGACAUACUAUUACUAAGCCCACAAUUAAUUUGAGUCGAGUUAAAAUGGAAAAUAUAUCAAGAUUAAGUGAUAUACAAGAAUCAACUCCUGAUAGAAGUCAAGAGAUAAGUGAGAAUAGAUCAUCAAUUACUGUUUCUUUACCAUCUACACCACUUAGAUAUGAGAAUAAUCGAACUACGUGUAGAAUGCCAGAAAGACUAACAAUUUCUUCAUCUAGAGUUAAUGAUGCACUUACAUUGGCUGAUGAACAAAGAAGAAGAAGAAGAAGAAACUAUCAUUCCAAGCGAAUAUCAGGAUCUUAUUCGCGAUCGCGAAAUAGAUGGUCUGAUGAAACUCCAACAACCAGCACAAGACAUAUUAAUGUAGCUAGUCCUACAAUACAACUUAAAGAUAUAUCCAAUUUACUGCGUGAUUCUCAGACUAUUAACAUUAGAAGAAUAAUUGAUAACAGAGUUGAUGACAUUGAAAAUCAGGAGAAUAAUGACAAUGUGUCUAAUGAUCCAUCAGAAAGAAAUGUCGUAAUACCAGAGACCCGUAUAUCUAUUAAUCCAAACGAAGAAGAUGAAACGCACGCGCAAACACCAAAAAAGGAUCCCAAAGUAAAAAUAAACAGCAAGGUCUCUGAUAAAGAUCUUAACAAAAUUCCAAAUGUAAUAGAAAAUUCAAGAUUAUUGCAAAAUAAUACUAGGAAUUGGGAAGAAGAGGAUCCAUUGGAAGGUCCGAGCUGGUUAUUUAGUAAUACCAUACCAUCGCGGGAUAGCGAACCAGAAGAAGAGCUUUCCGAUGUCAAUAAUAACACAUCUCAAUUAAUAGUGUAUGAUGAUGAAUCGAGCAGUGCAGAAAGCAAUACAGAAGAGUUAUCACUGCUACAAAACUUAAAUGAAUCUCUGAAUGAUAUUCAAACUUUAGAUGGAGACGCAACACCUAUUGCCGAUCGUACUAGCUAUCAAUCUCAUAAUGAAGAUGAUGAUAGUACUUAUGAGCUUCCAGCAGGAAAUGUAUUCAAUCGUAAAGAAAAUUUAAAUAACAUAGAAGAUAAUGCUGAAGAUGCUGCAACAAAUUUUGGAAGUUUUGUGACAAUGAGGCGACAGCAUCCCAAAGUGACAGAAGACUUCACACUAAUGUUGUCGCGUCAACAAAUGCGAAACAUGCAAUUCGAUAUCAAUGAACUGAGGUUACCUAAUUUAGAUGAAUCUAUGAUGAAUUCUAUUAAUAAUGGGAUCGACACCGAAGUUACUGCUGCAAGCUCAAGCGUUGCGAAUAUCUCGGUGUCAUCUAUGUCAAAUCAGACUCUGAACGAAUUGGAACACGGUCAGACUGCCAUAAUAAAACUGCCAUUAAGUUCAAUGAAGGAUCAUGAAAGAGAAUCGAUGCUACAACAGAAAAAGGAUUUAAAUAAAAAGAAUAAAAUAUCGAAAAUGUUGAAUUUCGAUAACGGAACCAAUCAUGUUGAAAAUGGUUCGGUAAUUAAGAACAAGACGAAGAAAAAAAACAAAUCGCAGAACAAUCGAGAUCCAAGUACGGCUAAAGUUGUUUUGGAGAAGCUCAAUGAAAAUCAUGUUAAGUCAAGGACGCCAUCAGCCGACGAUAUAGAAUCCCGAAACACUCAUGAUCACACGGGGGACACUAUGUUGAAUUUUGAUGAAAAUCUAGAACAGGACGAAAUUCGGGAAUCUGAAAAUAAUAUGAACAAUAGUUAUGCUUCCGGCCGUCCUAAACGAAGAAAGGCUCCAGUAAACUUGAAAGAGCCUAAUUUGCACAAAAAAUUAAGACGAAACCAGUGAGAAGACUGAUGUCAUGAUCAAUGUAAAACAAGAUAAAUUAUUAUUCGCAUUAUCGAUAUUAUGUGAAACAAGAUAAAUUAUUAUUCGUGUUACAUAGAUGAUAUUGUUGAAAGCCGUUUUUUUCUUCUUGUAUUUGUGAUUUUUGAAUUAAUAUUAAAAUAGUCCUGUAUAUAUAUGUACAUCACAAAUUAUUUGAGUCAUAAAAUAUCAAGAAUUAAAUGUUAUUCUCUCUCUGUUAGCUGAUGCUUUAGAACAGAAAAUUACAUUUGAUAAAACUAUCUUAAUAAUCUCGUGAAGAAUGUAUGGGGAUAUUCGUAAUAUGUAUUUCCACUGAUAUAUCAUAUAUAAUAAUUGGUCUUCGUAUCGUUAUGUUCCAACUAUAAAUGUAUACAAACUAUACUGGUAUAUCUUCUUUUUAUACUAAUAUAUUGUAUUCUUUUAUAUUAUCUUAAUACAAGAGUUAUCACA